UCCACCGGCGCGCGCCUCAGCACGCCGCGCGGCCGCCGCCUCUACGUGAAGGUGCCCGCCCCCGAGGGGCAGCGCGUGUCCGCCUUCAGCUCGGCGGAGCUCUUCCACAACGAGGCGCAGGUGUACCGCCUCGCGCUGCCCGCCUUCGCCAGGCUCGGCGCCUUCACUGCCGCUCCCAGGUGCCUGGCGGCUGACGGCGCUGCCAUCGUGCUGGAGGAUUUGUCUGCGCGCGGCUUCGCUGUGCCCUGCCGCUACCGCGGCCUGGGAUUGGACCAGCUGCGACUCCUCGUCCACCAGUUGGGCCGCUUUCAGGCAGCUUCACUCGCUGUUCGCACCCUGGAUCCAGCAACAUAUUCACUUAUGCAGCAGAACAUACGGGAAGUGAUUUACACUGACAAAUUUCUUCAGCUGUAUGCUCCUGUGUUAGAAUUUGCUGCUAGAGACGCUGUGCAGAUGGUGAGAAAAGCAUAUCAGAACAACGGCGUAUACCUCCAGAAACUGUUAGAAUUCGCGCCGUCAGUGGUGGAACGCAUGAAAUCUUUUAUCACCCAAAGCACCGGCGACUUCGUGGUGCUCACCCAUGGAGACAUUUGGGCGAGCAACCUGCUGUUCCGAUAUUCGUGCAGUAGUAACGGCGUGCAGGUCCCGGAAGAAGUCUGCAUCGUUGAUUACCAGACGUGCAGGUGGGCGCCGAUGGGCCUGGACGUGGCGUACGCGCUGCUGACGACACCGUCGCGGCAGCUGUCGGCCGGCGAGUGGUCUGAGCUGGUGGGCGAGUGGGAGCGCGGCCUGCAGGCCGGCCUGGCCCCGCUGGGGCUGUCAGCCUUGGCGCCCGCGCGGCCCGCGCUCGACGCGCUGCUUGCCGCCGCCGCGCCCUACGUGCUGGGCGCCGGCCUGCUCAACGUCGUGCUCACCCUGGACGAGGGUGGCGGGGGCGGCGGCGCUGACAGGCAGCCGGCCGACGAGGGUGACGCCCUGGCAGAGUUCGUGCGCGGCCUGCAGGCGCCCUUCACCAGGAAGACGCCCAACUGCCAGCAGAGGGUCCUCGACCUCAUUGUCAACGUCAUCGAUAAGGGCUUCCUAUAG
Schistocerca serialis cubense is the source of this 1086-nucleotide messenger RNA. RefSeq lists its product as uncharacterized. The record is from RefSeq and is a predicted model, not a curated record. Lineage: Eukaryota; Metazoa; Arthropoda; Insecta; Orthoptera; Acrididae. The transcript is spliced from 5 exons. The coding region runs from base 361 to 1086 and encodes 241 amino acids.